Messenger RNA from Helicoverpa armigera (cotton bollworm), 1821 nucleotides. RefSeq names its product tektin-B1. The coding region runs from base 111 to 1391 and encodes 426 amino acids. NCBI's taxonomy places the organism in Eukaryota, Metazoa, Arthropoda, Insecta, Lepidoptera, Noctuidae. The record is from RefSeq and is a predicted model, not a curated record. Gene Ontology annotation, biological process: cilium movement involved in cell motility; cilium assembly. Gene Ontology annotation, cellular component: microtubule cytoskeleton; nucleus. The transcript is spliced from 7 exons.
UCAUUUGACGGUUAGACAUUGCGAAAUUGACAUAGCUAAAUGCUUAUUUUAAAAUUAUAUAAACUUCUUUACCGUUUAUUUCCAUCUGAAUGAAUUUAUACUGAUUCAAUAUGCAGUCCGUUGUAACGUUUGAAAAACCUUUGCCGCAUCUUAGCUUGGCCGAUUGGGAUGCAAGACUCUAUGGCUUACAGGUCCUGUCGGACACCAGACGGGCUGACGCUUUCGAUCUACGUCACAGCGCGCAUCAGUUGAGGAACGAAACCCGGAUCAAGACGGAAUGGGACAGCUAUCACAACAACAACCGUCUGCGAGCCAGAGUCUACGAGAUCGAGCAAUGGAGGUCCACGCUCCAAGAACUCCUAGAUCUUCUGGACCGCGAGAUGGCCAGUCUGAAGGAAGAGAAGGCAUCCACCGAGAGGGAGUUGGAACAACUGAACCUUCCUCUACUCGUGUGCUCCGAAUGUCUGUCGAACAGAGAUGGGAGACGAAGCACGGAGUUGACUUACGAUCUUGCUGAUACCGAGUUGAAGAAGGAGCUCUGUGUAACAGAAAGCAACAAGAAAAUGUUGAUAGACAGAUGCCAGUCGGCCUGGGAGAAAAUCAACAAGCUAGAAGUAGUGAAGUUCAAGCUCCAAUUAGAUCUGAACGACAAGAAUGAGGCUCUCCAGAUUGAUAAGGACAUGCUCAACUUGGAUAAGGACUGCGCCAAUAUCACUUACAAGACUGACUCCUUGAAAACUCCGAAGAGAAUGAUAACCAACCAGCAAUGGCAAGACAAAUGCGAAGCCACAAAACAGAUGGCAAUACUCGAGCUUCAAGACACACUGCGACUUCGAGAAUCUCUCUUCGUGGCUCGAGGUCGAGCAAGGAAUGCCCUGAGAGCGCAGACUGACGUCACGAACUACAUGCUGCGAAGACGCAUUUAUGAUACGCAGCGAGCUCGGAAUGAACUUGAUUGGCAGAAGUUGAAGAUGGAAGAAAACAUGGAUAAACUAGCAACGGAAUUAAAAACUAUGGGCGAACAGUUUGCCGAUAAGGUGAACGCGUUGAAAGUGGCUGAAACCCGCUUGGAGACGCGCGGAUAUCGGCCGGGCUAUGAGCUUGCGGCUGAUGAGGCUGAUAUAGGACUGAAGGAUGAAGUGCGAAGCCUGAGAGAAACUAUACGGCAGCUACAAGAGAAACUGGACUGUGCCAAAGCAACAUACAAUGCGUUAGAAGCAGCUUCAAUCAAGAUAGGCAUUGAUUUGAACGACAAGAAUCAAUCUUUGGAGACAGACACCCGAGCCCUUGAAAUGAGAGCGGCCUUAGAACCAAAGAGACCUACGGGCCUUAGCAAGAACCUUGUUCUGGCCAGUAUGGCUGAUGAAGUUCCCAAAAUGGAAGCUUUCUAGACGCUACUAGAAUCUUCUAGAAACACACAAAAAAUAGCAAAAUUGCGCGUCGGGUAGGAACUUAUUCUGAAUUUGUUUGUCACGAAGAAUUAUCAGGUUUCGUUCACGUUGUUGGUUUUACAAAAUUAAAUUCUAUAAUCACUCGUAUAUUGUUCGGUAAACGAACAAUGUUGUUUUUCAUUGUAAUCGUGCGUAAUUAACAUUUUUUGGUUGAGAUCUUCCAAAUUAAUAUUUGGUUAGUCAACAGUACCGCUACAGGAAAUUAAAAUAAUUUUAAUAACUAGAUUUAAUUUAAUAUUUUUGUCCAUUUCAUUUUAUCAUAUUCAUAGUUAAUAUACUAAUUUAUGAACAAGUUUAAUUUACGAUUAAUUUUAUUGAUAUGAUGUAACUUUAGAUAACUUUUCUGUGAUUAGUGCUAAUACAGAUUUAA